Molecule: messenger RNA, 1824 nt
Organism: Sinocyclocheilus grahami
Lineage: Eukaryota; Metazoa; Chordata; Actinopteri; Cypriniformes; Cyprinidae
Product: threo-3-hydroxyaspartate ammonia-lyase-like
Exons: 13
Coding region: 118-1824 (568 amino acids)
Biological process (GO): L-threonine catabolic process; L-serine catabolic process
Molecular function (GO): L-serine ammonia-lyase activity; threonine deaminase activity
Source: RefSeq, a predicted model, not a curated record
CGUGUGAUUAUUGCUAAUCCCUCCUUAAAUAACCCUGAGCGGUCAGCUAAUGUUGUGCAGGACGAGGACAAUACUUCUGAACAGAGAGAGUGUAUUUCAUGUCAGCUGGAGUCCAGGAUGAAUUUCGCAGCGCAGUUUUUUGCUAACUUUGUGAAGGACGGCCUGCAGGCGCAGGAGAUGCGGAGGAGCUUUAGUGACAGCGAGGAAUACGAUCCCUUCUGGCAGAGUGCGGAGCAGCGCAGAGGAUCCUCCAAACCCGACUGCUCCUUCCACAGCGGCCCCUGCGCUAAAGACGGCCAGAUCGGGAACGGUCGCCUGGGCCGCCGCUCCACGCUCAUCUGCCCAGAACGCCUGAAGGACUUCGGGGCCGAGGAGUACCUCAAUGGAGACGUGAAGGUCUUCGAGACCAGCGUUUCCGAAGCGCCGGAGGUCCAGUUACUGUCCACACCCAAACCAGCCGUGAAGAAGAGCGGAGAGAGCAAGACAUCAGCCAAAGCUCCUCCUGAACAUCUGCGCUUCGAGGACAUCAGCGCCGCCGCCUUCAAACUCCAGCAGGCCGGGAUUCAGAAAACACCCUGCACGUAUUCCAGACUGUCCAAACUGUACGGCAUGGAGAUCUUCCUGAAGAAAGAGCAUCUGCAUUACACGGGUUCAGUGAAGGAGAGAGGAGCGCUGUACCUGCUGUCCUCUCUCAAACAGGAUCAGCAGAGGAAGGGUGUGAUCGUGGCCACAGACUGUAACUUCUCGAUGGCGGUGGCGUAUCACGCGGUGGAGCUGCGGAUCCCGGUGUUCGUCAUCAUGCCGGCGUGCAGCUCUCCUCCGCGCCUGCGCAUGUACAGAGACUACGGCGCUAUGGUUAUUUCCUAUGGUAGCACGGCCCGAGACUCCAUCAACCACGCCAGACACCUGGCCCGAGAGAACGGAUACCUGUGUCUGGAGGAUGACAUCUACAGUUCAGAUGAGGAGAAGAGGCCUGAGUCUGCAUACUGUACUGUACACUACCGCUCAACAGUUUGGAAGAAUUCAGAUUUGUUCGUGUUUGUGAAAGAAGUCUCUUCUGUUCACCGAGGCUGCAUUUAUUUGAUCAAAAAUCCACUGCAGAUCUACGAGCAGGUGCCCAAGCUGGACGCGGUCAUCGUGCCUGCGGGUGGACACUGUGGGCUCCUGACCGGAACCGCAGCUGCCAUCAAACACCUGAACCCUCGCAUCUCUGUCAUAGGCGUCGAACCGGAGGACUUUCCUCUUCUACUGCAGUCACUCAAAACAGACUCUCCCAUUAAAGACCUCUACUGCAACCCCAACAAGAAACUCUACAGAGAUCUGGUGGAUCACUCUCUGGGAACACACUGCUUCCAGCUGGCCAAGAAAACGGUGGACAAAGUCAUCUCUGUCAGGGAGGCGGAUGCUCUGGUGGCCAUGCUGCGCUUUCAGGAGUACGAGCGCUCGACCGUGGACACAGAAGGAGCCGUGGGCUUGGCUGCAAUCUUAGCUGGUCACCUGCCAGAGCUUAAAGGGAAAAGGGUGGCAGUGGUGGUGAGCAGUGCAAACAUGGAGCUGGACCUGGUUCUGCAGUGUGUGGAGCGAGCUCUGGUUCUGGACGACAGAGUCAGUCGCUUCACGGUGCAGCUGGCCGACUGGCCCGGAGACAUGGCCAAACUCCUGGAUCUGCUGGCCAGAGAGGACGUCAGACUGCUGGAUUUUUUUCGUACUGUCCUGAUUCUGCAAACUCAACCGAUGUCUAACUGUUAUUCUAUGAACCAGAAACAAGACACAGCCUUUGAAGAUGAGUACCCAGAGUCUGAGAGACCCGGAGAGUUUUCCUGA